This is a messenger RNA of Tremella mesenterica DSM 1558, 1143 nucleotides long. RefSeq lists its product as uncharacterized. The record is from RefSeq and is a predicted model, not a curated record. NCBI's taxonomy places the organism in Eukaryota, Fungi, Basidiomycota, Tremellomycetes, Tremellales, Tremellaceae. The coding region runs from base 87 to 965 and encodes 292 amino acids. Gene Ontology annotation, molecular function: oxidoreductase activity, acting on NAD(P)H as acceptor. The transcript is spliced from 7 exons.
AGGAAACAUUGGUAGUAGUCUUCCUCUAAACUUUGUCGUCAGAUCUUGCUCUCCCCGACGGCUUAUUGUCAAACUUGCAAGUCUUGAUGAAAAUGUCGAUACCUACGAAAACGCUUAACGACGGAACUUCGAUCCCUGUUGUGGGGUAUGGAAUCGGAACCGUAAACUAUCGUAAAGAAUGUACCGAGCAGAUCGUCUCUGCCCUCAAGACAGGAUAUAGGUACCUUGAUGCUGCGGAAAUGUACGGUAAUUCCGCUAGUAUCAAGGAUGCUCUUGAGGAAUGGGGUGGGAAAAGGGAAGAUGUGUAUAUUUUGACCAAGUUCGGAGCCGAUGAUGGAACCAACGACCCUCGUGGCGUUCUCACAUCUCAACUCAAAGACAUGGGUUUAGAUUAUGUUGAUAUGUACUUGAUUCAUUCACCAUUCUAUGGUCAAGCUAACGGUCGUACCUUGGGUGAAACCUGGAAGUUGAUGGAAGAACUUCAGAAAGAAGGUCUCACCAAGUCGAUCGGUGUGAGUAACUAUCGUCCGGAAGAUAUCAAAGAGAUGGAAUCGAAUUGGACUAUUCCACCAGCUACCAAUCAGAUCGAAUAUCAUCCGUAUGUCGCACAUGAACCCAGGAUGAAAGCUCUCAAAGAAAUCUGCGAUAAACAUAAGAUCACCAUUAUGGCCUACGGUGGACUGGCUCCUCUGACCCGUGGAACCGGACCCCCUCUGGAAGAUGUGGUCAAUGGUAUAGCUUCGGAAACAAGCUUGACCCCGGGUCAAGUGUUAUUGAAAUGGGCAUUUCAAUCUUCUGGCGGUGUCAGUGUUACCACUUCGACCAAUCCUCAGAGACAGAACGAACAACUCGAAGCGUUCAUCCUACCCCCUCUUACCGAGGAACAAGUACAGACGAUUGCUAACGCUGGGGAAGGAAGAGUCUUCCGUCACUUUAUGAGACCUGUUUGGGAGGCUGUACCAUGAAGAAAGUGAGUGAUAAAAGUGAUAGAAGAGAUCGAUACGGAAUACGUCAUAAGAGAAUUCUACAUGACUGCGGAUGGAAGUGAAAUUGGUAUGACCGAGAUGCGUGUGAUUUGUAUGGAAAAUUGCUGGUACCUCCUGAUAGACAUGACUCUUGUUAGUAUGAUGCUCCUCACCAAUC